Molecule: messenger RNA, 2801 nt
Organism: Pantherophis guttatus
Lineage: Eukaryota; Metazoa; Chordata; Lepidosauria; Squamata; Colubridae
Gene: FAAH2
Product: fatty acid amide hydrolase 2
Cellular component (GO): endomembrane system
Source: RefSeq, a predicted model, not a curated record
GGGCGGCGCCUGCCUUGCAAAGGGUUAACCGGGUCCCAGCCUUCCGCGGAGGCUCAUCCCCGCCCUUCUUCUCAGCCGCCCUCCUGCUGCCCUGCCCGCCGGGCUGCUGCUUUGGCUUCCUUUCCUUCCCGCAGCGUUUUUGCAGAGGCUCCUCUAUGGCUUUGACCCGCGCCGAGCGCUGCCUGGUGCAGGUGCUGCGCGGCUUCUCGCGCCUCUUCCUGGCGUUGCUCAGCCUGGCGCUGCGCGUCUCCAGCCUGCUGCGCUGGAAAGCCAAGGGCGCCCCAGGAUCUCGCCCUGCCCGGCGCACCGUCCCGCCGCCCGGCCAGCCGCUGCUGCUCCUUUCCGCCGGGGAGCUGGCCAGGCGCAUCCGCCGCAGGGAGUUGAAGUGCAUCGAUCUCCUUGAAACCUACAUUGAGCGGAUCAAGCAAGUGAACCCACUCAUCAAUGCAAUUGUUAAAGACAGGUUUGAGGCCGCCCUGCAGGAGGCACAGGUUGUUGAUCAGCUGCUGUCUGACGGACAAGAAGAUGAAGAAUCACUCCAGAAAAAAUUCCCCUUGCUGGGCGUUCCUGUCACUGUCAAAGAAGCCUUUGCGUUAUAUGGGAUGCCCAAUUCCUCUGGGCUGGUUAACCGACGUAACCUGAUCUCCACCACGGACGCUAUUGUGGUAUCCCGGUUGAAGCAAGCAGGCGCAAUUCCCCUGGGGGUGACCAACUGCAGCGAGCUGUGCAUGUGGUUCGAAUCAAGCAACCGUGUCUACGGCCGAUCUAACAAUCCCUAUAACCUCGACUGCAUUGUAGGAGGCAGCUCAGGAGGUGAAGGUUGCAUUUUAGCAGCUGCUGGUUCUGUGAUUGGUAUCGGCUCAGACAUCGGGGGCAGCAUCCGUAUGCCCGCCUUCUUCAAUGGGAUCUUUGGACACAAACCCAGCACAGGGGUGGUGCCCAACGACGGCCAGUUUCCUGAUGCGGUUGGCAAUCGUACAAACUUCCUGUGCACGGGACCUAUGUGUCGUUAUGCGGAAGACAUGGAACUCCUGUUGAGAGUCAUGGCUGGACCAAACAUUUCCAAACUGAAGCUGGAUGACCCGGUAUCUUUGCAGAAUAUAAAGUUUUAUUCCAUGGAACACGACGGAGGCUCCAUUUUCCUCUUACCGGUCGAUAAAGAGAUUCUCCAAGCUCAUCGGAAAAUGGUGGCACACUUAGAGACGGACCUGGGGAUUCAGGUGGAGAACGUGGCCAUCCGCAAAAUGAAAUAUUCCUUCCAGAUCUGGUCAGUUAUGAUGUCUUCCAAGAGCAGUAAUAAUCAGGAAAAUCAAACCUUCAUCGAUUUGCUUGGAGACCAUGGAAAACCAGUAUGGCUAUCAUGGGAACUGGUAAAAUGGAUGAUGAGACUCUCUUCUCACACGUUUCCAGCCAUUGUACUAGGAUUAACGGAGAAGUUGACGAAAUACAAUUCGAAGGCGAACGCCAAGGUAGCCAGCAUGGCACAGAGCCUUCGAGCAGAGAUGGUAGAAUUGCUAGGAGAGAAUGGUAUCUUCUUAUACCCUUCACACCCUGUACUAGCUCCCAAGCAUCACGUGCCUUUGGGCAUGCCCUUCAAUUUUGCCUACACAGCCAUCUUCAACAUUCUGGGCUUACCCGUGACGCAGUGUCCUCUUGGCUUGAGCAAGGACGGACUCCCUUUAGGCAUCCAGGUGGUGGCCGGACCCAAUAAUGACCACUUGACCUUGGCCGUGGCACAAUACUUGGAGAAGGCCUUUGGCGGCUGGGUUCCCCCCGGCCAAUCCUAACACGAGUUUCCCCCGGGAUCUGAAGACCAAACGGAGAAGAACGCUAUCCUCAUCUGUGAAAUCUAGAGCUAGGUGUCUGGGCUUGAGGUUUUUGAAGGGCUGUGUCACCUUUCCUAACGCAACCCAAGGGGAUAGACAUCGGGCCAUGAACGUGUUAGCUAGGUUAGACCGUUUGCCGGCAAAGCCAAAGUGGUGAAGGAGUCAACUAGGUCUUCCCUUUGACUUCCUUGCUAGAUUUUUUGAGGGGGGAGGAUGCUGUCUCAGGGAAAAGCAAGGCUGAGAGAAAAUGAUGGGUGUUGUGAGGUGAACCCUUUUUACCCUUCGUUGGUAGAAGUAGGAUUUGGGUGUCCUCUGCUGCUGUUACUUCUUCUUCUUCUUCUUCUUCUUCUUUUUUGGGGGGCUGCUUAGAAAAUAAUAUUAGACCAAGAGAGAUCUUGAUGGAGUUGCAUUCCUCUGAUAGAAAGAACGGGAGAAACCAAGGUUCCCUUACUCGAUUUGCACCGAGAAAAAGCCCUGCGACCUUGGUGUUGCUUCACCUCUUCGUGGACUUCUACUCAAGUGGAGGUUGAUGUUGACGACGUCAGUGGGAGAAUUUAAUUUAAUUUAAUUUAAUUAAUCAUAUUUCUAUGCCGCCCAACUCCCAAGGGAGAGGCGCAGAGCAGGAACCAAGUCCACUGAAAGAUGUAUUGAUGGGCUCAAGAAAAUUCUGGUUAAGAGUCUGAUGUGGCUCAGUGUUUCUGCCUUAGGCACUUCCUUCUUCUUCUUCUGUAGCAAUCAGAUAUGGGUCCAUAGAACCAGGAGUCCAAGUCAUGCUUUAUGUCGACAAAAGAACUUUAUCCUGUUUGAUGGUUGAUCCUUAACUGUGUUGCACGCACCACUUUAUGGAUUGGGGUGCCUGCGGUGGGACACGGUGGUCCCGUCCCUUGAUUCUCGUGGGCCCACUAGGAUGAAAUAUGUACUGCUGUCCUGACAAAUCAAUAUAAUGUAAUGAAUGUAUUAUUACCUGACCCUGGA